GGCAAUUUAUGGAGCGACCAAGUCGACCGACUUCUAGUCAACCUUCCUUCGUCACCUACACGGAAUUCGACCCCACACACGAAGACUCUGGACGACUCUCGCGCUCGCCCUCUCCUCAUCGCCAGUCUUGUCCAAUACAUCCGCUACACGUCGUCGCGUACUCGCAGACUAUUCGCUAGCUGAGUCGGAACUUUCAAGAGGCAACCCAUAUCCCGGCCGGUCUUCCCCAUCUCCCGAGCGCAACAAAUCGACUUCUCCCGACACCCGCACCCGCGCCCGCGUCUCCAGGCACGUCGCGAUCAAUGUUCAUAUCAAGUAAGGCCCGGCUUAUAUAUCCUUCUCUAGCCGCUAGCUAUUGAGCAUCGCUUGGUCGCCUCGUGGUGCGCGGGUGCCCCAACUCUCUCUCUCUCUCUCUCUCUUCUGCCCACACGCCUGCACGCGCGUCCACCGACAGCCAUGGCUCCCGUCGUGGCCGCCGCACCUCCUCUGCCGACUCCUAAGAUCAGACGCCCGCCGCUGCCAGGCAUUCAAACAAAUGGCGUGUCUUCGACGCAGUCAUCUCCCUCCCCGUCCAUGUCAGCGAAGCGCCCUCCACCUACCGCCACCAAGCAGCAGCAGCAGCAGACAUCCGGCACCAUCGUCGCGAACGGCGCCAAUGGCACGGCCCAUCGGCCCGGUGUAGUCCGCUCAAGACGCGAUACGUAUAGUCAGGCUUCAGGACGGAAUCCAAGAAACAAUGCGUCUCUAAGAUCGGCUACCUUAGCUCCUGAUAUGUCGUUGCAGCAGCCCUUUGAACCGCGACCAGAAGUGGUCACCGACGCCUACAUCCUGAGGAAAUAUGCGGGGCAUCCCCCAUCCCUAAUUGUACACCUCCAUCCGGCUCAUUUUCGAUUCGACCAGCAAGAUAGUGUGUUUCCGUACAAAUCGCCGAUGAAGCUUUUUAUCGAUCAUGUCAGGAGUCGCACCGUGCCUCACGAAUUUAUGAUGGACUUGAACGACAGCGGCGUCGUCUUCUAUGAAGGCUGCUUGAUUGUGCAGCUACACGACCACAAGUCGACAGUACAGUCCAAAGACGUUGCCCGCCCAGCAUCCAAAUCCACUAAUUCAACAACCAUGCCGUCCUCGAUUCAUAAUUACAACCCUUACAUAACACCAUCACCUUAUGUGCCGUACCCUAAAGAUAAUUUGAAUGGCGCGGAGAGUGGCCUUCCGGCAGCCGAUGAGAAGAAGCCCGCGGAUAUUGACUCUGGCGAAAAGGAGAGCAUGCCGGCGCCGCCUGCUCCUGUCGACGCCCAAAAGAGCAAGGUGCCGCCGAAGGCAAAGAUCUUUACUGUGGUCCUUCAUCCAACCUCUCAGAGUCUGCAUGCGGAUUUGAUGAUCAAAGCUAUGACACCCCGCGGUUCUGGCGAUGUGAAGGCUGGCGCCGACGCCGGCGCUGUCCCUCCCACGCCUGUUUCUGCCGUACCCCCUACGCCGUCUGCAGCGAGCAUGCCUCCGCCGGCCAAGAAGCAGAAGCGCGAGAAGAUGGAGUUAGAUGCCAGCAACUUUUACGCGGCCGAAGCACAAAUUCUAUUGGCAACAGUCGGUCCACUCCACCUAGAAGCAACCAAGAACAAGGAAGAGACCAUUGCCCUUCUAGAGCAGAUGGCUGACCCGAAACAUUCUAAUCCUCCCCCCAAACCGAAGGCUCGAAAGCGGACUGUGGCAGAGCGAGCCGCCGACGAGGCAUUGGCUGCGGAGCAGGAGAAGUACAUGCUAACCUUUGAUGAACGGCGCUCAGCCACCGUCGGUGGUACACAGACCGGUGGUGACAGCGCCGAUGGUAACGGCCAGUCUGGCACUACCGUCUUCGAACCUCGCUUCGAAAGAUUCAAGGUCCUUGCUGAUAUUAAGAGGGAACAUGCCGAAAAGAAAGAACAAGACAGGCUUCGCCAGCUAGACAACGAGCGGAAGUUAACAAUGCAAAAACAAGAACAACAGGCCUUAAUACAGCGGCAGCAGGCAGAACAGGAUAAGCUUCGGCGUGAACAAGAAGCCGCCCGGCAAGCCCAAUUACGCCAGCAGCAGCAGCAGCAGCAAGAUUCCCAGCGUCGUGCCAUGGCUCAACAAGCCCAAGCUCAGGCUCACGCUCAGGCGCAAGCCCAGGCGCAAGCCCAAGCCCAAGCCCAAGCACAAGCACAGGCUCAGGCUCAGGCCCAGGCACAAGCCCAGGCGCAAGCCCAGGCUCAGGCUCAGGCCCAGGCCCAGGCGGCUCAAUCACCUCCAAACAGCCAGAUGAACCAGAUGCCGCCGUCAUCCCAUGGGCACCCGCCGCAGAACGGCAUGUCCAACGGCGCAAUGGGCGCUCAAGGUGCCCACAGAUUCUCACAAGUCUCGCAACCUCCGGUCUCAUCACCCGUGAUUCGUCAAAAUACGCCUCAAAAUAUGUCGAGUCCCAUGGUCGGUAACGUGCCUAUGCAGCAGACAAAUUCUGGCAUGGGAGCAAGCCCUCCCAGGCCAUCUUCCGUCGUACAAAGCCACGGACCAAUGUCCGCGCCUAUGGCUGUGAGUAUGUCUGCCAGGGGUAGUCAGCAGAGCCAUCCGUCAAAUACGCCUCGUAUGCCGAGCGCGACGCCCCAGAUGGCUCACGGCACUCCAAUCGCCCGACCAAUGCCUACGCCCCGGAUGAGCCAGGCGAGCCCACCGCCAGGCAUGAUGGCCCAAAACUCCCAGAUGGGCCAUACUAUGCUGAUGGGCACCCAAAAUCUGAACCAGCCCAUGCAGAACCAUAUAAUGGCCGCCCAAAUGGCCCAGCGCCAACGAAUCGCCCAGCAACAGCACCUGCAGGCGUUGCAAAACGCUAACAUGAUGAACGGACAAAACCCUCAGAUGUCGAACCAGCAGCUAAUGCAGCAGCAACUCCUACGCCAGCAAAUGAUGAUGAAUAUGCCGGCCUCCAACAUGAUGACUGCUGCUCAACAGGCGCAGCUGGCGCAACGAUACCAGCAGCAUCUCAACAACCUGCAGCAGCAGCAAAUGCAAGCGCAAGCGCAAGCGCAGGUGCAAGGACAAGGACAAGGGCAAGUUCCGAACCAGCAGAUUGCCAACCCGAACUUCAUGGGCGCCGGCAAUAGCCUAAGCCAAGCUCAGAUUGCGGCGAUGCAACAGAUGCAACUACGUCAGCAGGGCAACCGGGGCGUGAACGUACCGCAAGCUUUCGCGAUGCAAAUACGACAGCGGAAGCAACAGAUUUACCAGCAGAGUAUCGCCAAUUUUGCAGAAAGAUACGGUGGGAUCGCUAAUAUCCCGCCCGACGCACAUGAGAACUUCGAGCAGACUUGUUUGAAGAGAGCCCAGGAGAGCGUGCAGCGCGAGAUAAUCCAGCGACGUCAGCAGAUAGCGCAACAGUCCAUGCAGAAUGGCAUGCAAAACGGCAUGCAAAACGGCAUGAAUGGGAUGAACGGGAUGAUGCAGCAGGGCAUGUAGGCGGGGUACAUAUAUAUCACUAUACGGUCGUCUCCGGAUGCAGAGAGGUUGAGGGCUGAGGGACGAGGCGGUUUCCCGUAUGGCCUAGCCACGGUGGCAGACGGCUAAGCGCCGGCAUCCGCAUUAUGCAAAGAGGACAAGCGAAGUUUCCAAGCAGUGUCUCGCCGCCCACCUGGGCAAAAAGUGCAACGUCUCUCGAGAUGCGCAGCAGCGUUUAUUGGGAUAGGAGAAGGCGGGUAAGAUGAAGGUCAACGUCGGCGUCUGGGUCUCGUGGGGGUCAGGAUAGGCGUAUUCGCUACGACCAGGAGGUUCAGUCUUAUGUUUCCAUAUACCCCGUACGGUAAUCGUCGUGGGAUCGCGACAGGAUAGCUUCGUAGACGCGGGUCGAUCGAUGCGAUCCCGUGCUUUCCAGUGUAUAUCUAUCUACUCAGCGCGGCGCCUCCGAGAUAUAGAUCCCUAUACCCUGGAGGUGGGCUCACAAUCACCAAAAUGCAUUAAUAGUAAACGAGCGACCAGAUAGAUGCAUAUUGACGUGAGAAUUACCC
This is a messenger RNA of Durotheca rogersii, 4010 nucleotides long. Its product is annotated as Spt20 family-domain-containing protein. The coding region runs from base 457 to 3465 and encodes 1002 amino acids. NCBI's taxonomy places the organism in Eukaryota, Fungi, Ascomycota, Sordariomycetes, Xylariales, Xylariaceae. The transcript is spliced from 2 exons. Gene Ontology annotation, biological process: regulation of transcription by RNA polymerase II. The record is from RefSeq and is a predicted model, not a curated record. Gene Ontology annotation, cellular component: SAGA complex. Gene Ontology annotation, molecular function: transcription coregulator activity.